AUGUGCAAAAAGGUGUUCAUAUUUGCCAAAGUUUUGGUACUGACGGGUGUUGUUACUUGUGUAGAGGAUACUGAACUGUCGACUCUGAUCACAUCACUAUGGAACUCCGAUUCUAACGCUGCAACAUCACGCGACCUUCAUUACUCCUAUCAGCAGCACACCGAUACCAGUAGCUCAACCGAUAAUGCUCCAAAGAGGUUAUUUUCAUAUGUAAACGAAAACUACCUUUUCCAUAAACCAACAUAUCGAACGUUUCUCGAUCUACUGGAUAAUUACAAGAAUUCGGUUGGAACAGCUGAACACGUGACCAACACAGAAGUAGCAGAAGAACUGAGAUUUGUAAACGAAAUUUGUAAAACAUCAAUAAUGCAGAAAACACAACAGUUUUUACACAAAAAAGGGUAUGUUAGUUCAUCAAUGUCAGAUUUUGAGCAUAUACUCAAAUCUGUAUGGUUUACAACUUAUCCAAGGAGCGGGUCAUCCAGGACUCUGGACAGCAGUGGAUUUGAACAUAUCUUUGUAGGAGAGGUGAAAGGAUCCAGCGUGGAUGGUUUUCACAACUGGAUUCAGUUUUAUUUAGAAGAGAAAAAGGGCCAUGCCAAUUAUUUAGGAUAUGUCUUCAGACACCAGCCUGGAAUACUCGGAGUCCAUUUUAAAUGGUACAACAGUUAUAAAAAGUUAAGUUCCUUAAUACUUGGGUCCAGUCCAGAGUUUGAAAUGGCGUGCUAUACACUAUGCUACUACUUACAUAGGAACAGGGACUGUCAAUUCAAUAUAAAUGGCCAUACCAUUCGUGUGAAGACCUACGAAGUCGACAACAUGCCAGGGGACCAAAUCGCAACAGCCUAUCUUUAA
Mytilus californianus (California mussel) is the source of this 855-nucleotide messenger RNA. RefSeq names its product uridylate-specific endoribonuclease D-like. Gene Ontology annotation, molecular function: RNA endonuclease activity. The coding region runs from base 1 to 855 and encodes 284 amino acids. NCBI's taxonomy places the organism in Eukaryota, Metazoa, Mollusca, Bivalvia, Mytilida, Mytilidae. The record is from RefSeq and is a predicted model, not a curated record. The transcript has 5 exons.